AGAAAAGAAAACAAAGCGGGUUAAACCGGAUAAAAGAAGGUGGUUAGGGCAGUUUUGAAAGGGGGGUAUAAAAGCAAUAGAAGAAGCCAGUCAGCAGUUUUAGGGCGGAAACGAAGAUACAAAGCCGAACUCCAGGGCUCCAUUUUUACGAACCCAGAAAAAGAGAGAGGAAAAUGGAACAAUACGUAAAGGUAGAGAAGCCUAAAGUGGAGACACCGAUUGAUGAGAAUGAGAUUCGCAUAACCAGUCAAGGCAGGAUGCGCAGCUAUAUCACCUAUGCCAUGACCCUUCUUCAGGAGAAAGGUUCGGAAGAAAUUGUCUUUAAGGCUAUGGGUAGAGCAAUUAAUAAGACUGUGACAAUUGUUGAGCUGAUUAAGAGAAGAAUUGUUGGUCUGCACCAGAUCACAUCAAUUGGAUCCACUGGUAUCACCGACACUUGGGAGCCAUUAGAGGAAGGCCUCCAUCCGAUUGAAACUACGAGGCAUGUUUCUAUGAUUACCAUAACCCUUUCGAAGACGGAGAUGGACACAUCUGCUAUUGGGUAUCAGCCUCCUUUGCCUGCUGAUCAAGUGAAACCAUCUAAUGAUUAUGAUUAUGAAGGAGAUGGCUCUCCAAAUGCUCGAGGCAGGGGUCGUGGUGGUAGAGGAAGGGGAAGGGGCAGAGGUCCAGCAGGCAAUGGAUUUAUGUCUGCUGAUUAUGAGGAGGGAGGCUGGGAUCAGAAUCGAGGCUAUCCUAGGGGUAGGGGCAGAGGUAGAGGCCGUGGUUUCCGUGGUCGUGGAAGGGGAGGUUACAGUUACAGUGGUCCUAUGGUUGACCCCCAGCAAAAUGCAGGAGGUUACAAUCGAGGCCCACCAGUUCAAGGCCGUGGUCGUGGCCGUGGGAGGGGAGGAGGUCGUGGAAGGGGUGGCCGCGGUGGACGCUCUGACGGCCCUGUCCCUGUUGAGGCUGCUGCUGGAGAUGCUUGAUUGCUCUUCCUUUGAACAGAUAAUGCGCAGGGGUUCUUGUUUUGCAAGUGUGAAAUGCCUGCUCUGUCUCUCUAUGUUUGACAUUGGUUUUUUGUUUUGUCAACUAAUUGUACUUUAUAGGACUUGUUGAAUGUGUACCAUUAGACUGUAGUUUAGAUUAAAGCUUCCUGUAGCCCAAUUUGUGGCAAUUUUUCUGUUUUCCUUAGAGUAGAUUGAGUUGCUUGUUUUGGUAAUUGUAAUUUUUCUUUCCCCAACAUUGGCGAGCAGUGCAUUCUUUUAUUUGUUCA
Messenger RNA from Spinacia oleracea (spinach), 1252 nucleotides. RefSeq names its product DEAD-box ATP-dependent RNA helicase 52A. The coding region runs from base 174 to 965 and encodes 263 amino acids. The record is from RefSeq and is a predicted model, not a curated record. Lineage: Eukaryota; Viridiplantae; Streptophyta; Magnoliopsida; Caryophyllales; Amaranthaceae. The transcript is spliced from 9 exons. Gene Ontology annotation, molecular function: RNA binding.